Molecule: messenger RNA, 196 nt
Organism: Racocetra persica
Lineage: Eukaryota; Fungi; Glomeromycota; Glomeromycetes; Diversisporales; Gigasporaceae
Source: the annotation of a GenBank genome assembly
UCUUUACUCCAAAGGCCGCGUUCUUGGUUUCAAGCGUUCGAAACGCAAUCAAUCACCAAAUACGACAUUAAUCAGAAUUGAAGGUGUCUUGACUAAAGAAGACACACAAUACUAUCUAGGAAAGCAUGUAGCCUACGUAUAUCGUGCUAAGCGUGAGGUAUUUGAAUCAAGAUUCGCGUCAUUUGGGGUCAUGUAA